Molecule: messenger RNA, 705 nt
Organism: Daldinia childiae
Lineage: Eukaryota; Fungi; Ascomycota; Sordariomycetes; Xylariales; Hypoxylaceae
Product: putative proteasome subunit alpha type-3
Exons: 5
Coding region: 1-705 (234 amino acids)
Biological process (GO): ubiquitin-dependent protein catabolic process
Cellular component (GO): cytosol; nucleus; proteasome core complex
Source: RefSeq, a predicted model, not a curated record
AUGUCUCGCCGCUACGAUUCCCGAACCACUAUCUUCUCACCUGAGGGUCGCUUGUAUCAGGUCGAAUAUGCGCUCGAAGCUAUAUCCCACGCCGGAACUGCGAUCGGAAUUCUCGCCAAAGAUGGCAUCGUCUUAGCCGCAGAGCGCAAGGUUACGUCGAAGCUAUUAGAGCAAGAUACCUCAGCAGAGAAGCUCUACAUUUUGAACGACAACAUGAUUUGUGCUGUUGCGGGCAUGACAGCUGAUGCAAACAUCCUCAUCAACUAUGCCCGACAAGCCGCUCAACGACUAUGCGAUCUUAAGCAAGGAUAUACUCAACACGGUGGAUUACGACCGUUUGGCGUAUCAUUCAUCUACGCGGGGUGGGACCCUCAGCGACAAUUCCAACUUUACCUGAGCAACCCAUCAGGCAACUACGGCGGCUGGAAGGCUACAAGUGCUGGUGCCAAUAAUGCAAGCGCCUCGAGCUUGUUGAAGCAAGACUAUAAGGAGGAUUGCACAUUGAAGGAGGCAUGCGGUAUGGCAGUCAAGGUGCUAAGCAAGACUAUGGACUCAACCAAGCUAAGCAGUGAAAAGAUCGAGUUCGCAACGGUGGGACAGACCAAGGACGGUAAGAUCUACCACCGACUUUGGAGUGCGGACGAGAUUACCGCACUCUUAAAGGAGCACGACCUAGCAAAGGAUGAGAGCGCGGAAGAUAAAUGA